AUGCUCCGUCAAAUACCAAUCCGAACGGCCACGGCCGCCCCUAGCCGGCUGCUCUUCCGACCCUCCUUCGUCGCCUCAGCACGCUUCCUGACCACCGAGGCAGCAUCAACCUCACAAACCCCUUCUACGCCUCCACCCUCGUCUCCAGCAUCCUCCACGGCCACUCCACCACAGCGAAAGCAACUGACAUAUCUCGUCGAGCGCACACCGACAAAGAACCUCUCCGUCUACAAUGACGCCCGAGCCGGAGGCACGAAAAAACAGACCGUGGUCAAGAAGAUCGUGGGGGAUGCUCGGGCCCUGAGGGACGAGAUUGUCGAGGAGUUGCAGUUCCCAAGAGACGACGUCAAAAUAAAUCCAGUCACCGGUCAUGUAAAAAUAAAGGGCUUCCACGCGGACAAGGUGCAGAAAUGGCUGGAGGCGCGGGGUUUCUGA
Molecule: messenger RNA, 435 nt
Organism: Diaporthe citri
Lineage: Eukaryota; Fungi; Ascomycota; Sordariomycetes; Diaporthales; Diaporthaceae
Exons: 2
Coding region: 1-435 (144 amino acids)
Biological process (GO): translation
Cellular component (GO): mitochondrial large ribosomal subunit; ribosome
Molecular function (GO): structural constituent of ribosome
Source: RefSeq, a predicted model, not a curated record